CUUUUCGCGGGCGCCGAGCGGCCACCGCGGCUAAGACAAGACGUGAAGUGCGUGGCAGCGGCGGCUGCGGCGUCGGCGGGCCGGGGCCUGCGGACGCGGCACUGCACGCGCAAGUCCCUGCCUGGCAGCGGGCCUGGAGGGCCGCCCGGAGGAGGCGACUGCGCCAUGGACGGGCCGCCCUUCAACGAGGCGGCCUUGGAGCAGGCGCUGGCUCCGCCGUGCGAUCUGGACGCCGCGCUGCUGACCGACAUCGAAGACAUGCUUCAGCUCAUCAACAACCAAGACAGCGACUUUCCGGGCCUGUUCGAUCCACCCUAUGCGGGGGGCCGGACAGGUGACCCAGACCCUGGCAGCCCAGAUGCCAGCUCCCAGGGCAGCUUGUCCCCACCUCCUGUCACAAUGAGCUCCCCACUUGAAAGCUUCCUGGGGGGGCCGAAGGCAACACCCCCACCUUUGUCCCCUCCCCAGCCUGCGCCCACCCCACUGAAGUUGUACUCAUCUGUGCCUGCCUUUUCCCCUGGGCCUGGUAUCAAGGAGGAGCCAGUGCCACUGACCAUCCUGCAGCCCCCCACCCCACAGCCUCUACCAGGGGCCCUCCUGCCCCAGAGCUUUCCAGUACCGGCCCCAUCACAGUUCAGCCCUGCCCCUGUUUUGGGCUAUCCCAGCCCUUCUGCAGGCUUUACUACAGGGACCCCUCCAGGGAGCACCCCACAGCCGCUGCCUAGCCUGCCACUGGCUUCCCUGCCAGGGGUCCCGCCCGUCUCCUUGCACACCCAGGUCCAGAGUGCAGUACCCCAGCAGAUGUUGACGGCCACGGCCACCCCCACAGCAGCCCCUGGAACAACAACCGUGACCUCACAGAUCCAGCAGGUCCCGGUCCUGCUGCAGCCCCACUUUAUCAAGACAGAUUCGCUUCUCCUGACGACCAUGAAAACAGACCUGGGAACCACCAUGAAGGGAGCAAAUAUCAGCUCCUUGGCUCCCGGUGCCACUGUGCAGACAGGGCCCUUGCAGACCUUGGUGAGUGGUGGAACCAUCCUAGCAACAGUACCACUGGUAGUGGAUACUGACAAGUUGCCCAUCAACCGACUGGUAGCUGGCAGCAAGACCCUGGGUUCCGCCCAGAGCCGUGGGGAGAAGCGCACAGCCCACAAUGCCAUCGAGAAACGCUACCGCUCCUCCAUCAACGACAAGAUCGUCGAGCUCAAGGACCUGGUGGUGGGCACUGAAGCGAAGCUGAAUAAAUCUGCUGUCUUGCGUAAGGCCAUUGAUUACAUCCGAUUCCUACAACAGAGCAACCAGAAACUCAAGCAGGAGAACCUCAGUCUGCGCAACGCGGCCCACAAAAGUAAGUCUCUGAAGGACCUGGUGUCCAGCUGUGGCAGUGGAAGGAACACAGAUGUGUGCAUGGAGGGCAUGAAGCCUGAGGUGGUGGACACCCUGAGCCCGCCCCCCUCGGACGCCGGCUCCCCGUCCCAGAGCAGCCCCUUGUCGAUGGGCAGCAGGAGCAGCGGCAGCGGUGGCAGCGGCAGUGACUCGGAGCCGGACAGCCCCGUCUUCGAGGACAGCCAGGUGAAGCCAGAGCAGCUGCUGUCCCCCCACAGCCGGGGCAUGCUGGACCGUUCCCGCCUGGCCCUGUGCAUGCUUGUCUUUCUCUGUCUCUCCUGCAACCCCUUGGCCUCCCUGCUGGGCAGCUGGGGUCUCUCUGGCUCCUCGUAUGCCACCAGCAUCUACCAUGGGCGCAACAUGCUGGGCACCAAGAGCAGAGGUAUGACAGAUGGCCCCGGCUGGGCCCCGUGGCUGCUGCCCCCCCUGGUCUGGCUGACUAAUGGGCUGUUAGUGCUGAUCUCCUUGGCACUUCUCUUUGUCUGCGGAGAGCCAGUCACGCGGCCACACUCAGGCCCCGCUGUGCACUUCUGGAGGCAUCGAAAGCAGGCUGACCUGGACCUGGCACGGGGGGACUUUGCCCAGGCUGCCCAGCAACUAUGGCUGGCCCUGCGGGCCCUGGGUCGGCCUCUGCCUGCCUCCCACCUGGACCUGGCCUGCAGUCUGCUCUGGAACCUCAUCCGCCACCUGCUGCAACGGCUCUGGGUGGGCCGUUGGCUGGCCGGCCAGGCGGGGGGCCUGCAAAGGGACAGCGCGUUGCAGGCCGACGCUCGAGCCAGCGCCCGGGACGCGGCCCUCGUGUACCACAAGCUGCACCAGCUGCACACUAUGGGGAAGUACAUAGGCGGGCACCUCGUUGCCACCAACCUGGCACUGAGUGCCCUGAACCUGGCAGAAUGUGCGGGAGACGCUGUGUCCGUGGCCACAAUGGCUGAGAUCUAUGUUGCAGUUGCACUGAGGGUCAAGACCAGUCUCCCGCGGGCCUUGCACUUUCUGACACGCUUCUUCCUGAGUAGUGCCCGCCAGGCCUGCCUGGCACAGAGUGGCUCGGUUCCUCUUGCCAUGCAGUGGCUCUGCCACCCUGUGGGCCACCGCUUCUUCGUGGAUGGCGACUGGACCGUGUGCAGUGCCCCGCGGGAGAGCCUGUACAGCUUGGCAGGGAACCCAGUGGACCCCCUGGCCCAGGUCACUCAGCUGUUCCGUGAACAUCUCCUGGAGCGAGCGCUGAACUGUGUGGCUCAACCCAGCCCCAGCCCUGGAGCAGCUGAUGGGGACAAGGAAUUCUCGGACGCCCUCGGGUACCUGCAGCUGCUGAACAGCUGUUGUGAUGCUGCCGGGACUCCCGCCUGCAGCUUCUCCAUCAGCUCCAGCACGACCACCACCACCGGCGUAGACCCUGUGGCCAAGUGGUGGGCCUCGCUGACGACCGUGGUGACACACUGGCUGCGGCGGGACGAGGAGGCGGCUGAGCGGCUGUACCCGCUGGUGGGGCAGCUGCCCCGCGCCCUGCUGGAGUCUGAGAGACCCCUGCCCAGGGCAGCUCUACACUCCUUCAAGGCCGUCCGGGCCCUGCUGGACUGUGGGAAGGCGGAGUCUGGCCCUGCCAGCCUAGCCAGCUGUGAGAAGGCCAGUGGGUACCUGCGCGACAGCCUGGCCUCCACCUCAGCCAGCAGCUCCAUUGACAAGGCCAUGCAGCUGCUCCUGUGUGACCUGCUCCUGGUGGCACGCACUAGCCUGUGGCGGAGGCAGCAGCCACCGGCAGCAGCUCAGACUUGCCAGGGCCCGGGCAGCGCGCCCCAGGCCUCAGCCCUGGAGCUGCGUGGCUUCCAGCGGGACCUGAGCGGCCUGAGGCGUCUGGCACAGAGUUUCCGACCCGCCAUGCGGAGGGUGUUCCUACAUGAGGCCACCGCCCGCCUGAUGGCAGGGGCCAGCCCCACACGGACACACCAGCUCCUGGACCGCAGCCUGAGGAGGAGGGCAGGACCCUGCGGCAAAGGCACCACGACAGAGCUGGAGCCACAGCCCACGAGGCGUGAGCACGCAGAGGCAUUGCUGCUGGCCUCCUGCUACCUGCCACCCGGCUUCCUUUCGGCGCCCGGGCAGCGCGUGGGCAUGCUAGCCGAGGCAGCCCGCACACUCGAGAAGCUGGGUGACCAUCGGCUGCUGCAGGACUGCCAGCAGAUGCUCAUGCGUCUGGGCGGCGGGACCACUGUCACCUCCAGCUAGACCAUCGCCAAGGCCGCAAUCCUACCUAGUGCCUGUGUCUCCCACUGCCCAAUUUCAGCCUGUUUCCCAAGCUGGAGCCUCAAUGGCCGGAGGCAGCGCCAGAGAUGCUGGUGUCCCCGAAUCACUCUUGGAUGGCUCUGUCUCAGAAGUGGAGAAUGGGAGACCUGCGGGGACUUUUGUCUCGACCUGGGAGGUCACACGGGUGCGACCCCAACCCCCGGCCCCUGCCCCAACCCCAACCCAUUGAGCGGCAGCCAGGGUGGUGCUGACCUCUGGUGGCAGAUCGGGGGAUUGCAGAGGCCAGCCCAGGCGGGUGUCACUUUCUUUCCUCGCAGGCCCCUGUGGCUUUCCCCCACUCUCCAGUCUAGAGGGCCAAUCUAGAGGAAGAGAAGGGUACAUUUCACUGAACUGGGAGGACUCAACUUGGCUUUCCAGGUCAUAGCCGGGCCUCCUUACUAAGCCUCUCUCCCUUUCAGGGACUCUUGUACAUAGUUUAGAUGAAGGUGCGCCAGCCUCUGCGCUUCUGAGGCUCACGUGCUACUUGCAUUUUGCAAACUUUAUUUUCAUAGAAUGAGAAGUUUUGUACAGAGAAUAAAAAAUGAAAUUAUUUAUAAUCUGGGUUAUGUUCCUUUGGGGAAAAGGGUACGUGCUUCAAUUGAGGUACAUACCAACUGGGGGUUCCUUGGGCCUUCCCUUCCACCCUGCACCCAGGCAAAUGUUUCCUACCCCACCCAUCGUAAAGCACAAAGUUCUCUCCUGUUGUCCAGGGAGGCCUGGAUCCCACUAGGCUGUACCAACCUCUCACCCUUAGGGUCAUUGUGGUCUCCCGUCAUUUCCAGCCCCUCAGCUUAGAUUCUCACAGCUUCCAGCCUAACACGGGAGAACCAGUGUCCCCAAGGAUAAAGGUGACAGGAGCUGCAACCUUAUCUAUGGGAUGUCAGUCUUGCCUCCCUACCCACUGCCCCUUCACACCUGAGAGCCUGCACCCCCAUCAUGACCUGUCACUCAAAGGGCUUAUUUCCUGUUCCCGCAGACCCCCUGACUCUGGUU
Messenger RNA from Condylura cristata (star-nosed mole), 4662 nucleotides. It is a transcript of the gene SREBF1, whose product is annotated as sterol regulatory element binding transcription factor 1. NCBI's taxonomy places the organism in Eukaryota, Metazoa, Chordata, Mammalia, Eulipotyphla, Talpidae. Gene Ontology annotation, biological process: regulation of transcription by RNA polymerase II. Bases 166 to 3612 code for a protein of 1148 amino acids. The transcript has 19 exons. Gene Ontology annotation, molecular function: protein dimerization activity; RNA polymerase II cis-regulatory region sequence-specific DNA binding; DNA-binding transcription factor activity, RNA polymerase II-specific. The record is from RefSeq and is a predicted model, not a curated record. Gene Ontology annotation, cellular component: nucleus.